AGCGCAGCCUAAAGUGAGUGACCAGACCACCUUCCCUUUGUUGUUCCAGCAACUCCUUUCGCCUCCCCAACAAAGUUCCAGAAAGGAAGAGAGGGCAUAGCCGCAUAGGCAGCUAGGUACAACACAUAGAAGAUCAUGCCGUGUCCUCCAAUGGAUGCAGCAGGUGCAGCCAAGAGUCAAGGCAAGAAGAUGAGCAGAGGAGCUGCGAAGAAGACGACUCGGUCAUCGUGGAUGGCCGUUGGGCUGGGGUUCUACCAUUCUUCCUCCUCCGGCAAGAACAGAACGCAGCCGGCGCAGGCGCCGGCAGAAGGCAAGAACAUUGACAAUGACAAGAGCAGCAGCAAGAAGAAGAGGAGCAUCAGCAUCAGCCGGAGCAUGACCUGCGCGGGCUCCAUCUGCAGCACCAAGGAGACCUCCGUGCUGAGCCGCCGGGAAGACCGCGGCGGCGGCGCCCGCAGCGCCUCGAGCAGGUCGCUCCGGGCCCCCGACGCCGCCGAGGUCGCCGACGCCGUGUACGCCGCCUCCGCCGCGGCCGUCUCCGCGACGUCGUCCUUCAACUCGGAGGCCACGGCUGCCAUGACCUCCUCAUCGUCCACCGCCACCUCGGCGUCCUCGCCGCUCUCAUCGCCAGCGUCGUCGUCGUUCGGGAGCUCCUUCCGCGGGGUGCAGCAGAUCAGGAAGCUCUCCGGGUGCUACGAGUGCCACUCCGUGUUCGACCCCAGGAGCCUCGGCGCCGCCGCCGCCUUCCCGUGCGCCGGCUGCGACGAGGUGUUCGGCAAGGCCGAGUCGCUUGAGCUCCACAGAGCAUCCAGGCAUGCAGUUUCAGAGCUGGGGCCCGAUGACACGAGCAGGAACAUCGUGGAGAUCAUCUUCCAGUCGAGCUGGCUGAGGAAGCAGGCGCCCAUGUGCAAGAUCGACAGGAUACUCAAGGUCCAGAACAGCGACAGGACGGUGUGGAGGUUCGAGCAGUACAAGGAGAGCAUCAAGGAGAGGGCGAGCAGCGGCGAAGGCAGGAAGAACCCCCGGUGCGUCGCCGACGGCAACGAGCUCCUCAGGUUCCACUGCACCACGUUAACCUGCUCCCUCGGCGCCGGCGGCGGCACCGCCCUGUGCCGGGCGCCGGCGGCGCAGUGCAAGCUCUGCAGCAUCGUCAGGGAUGGUUUCAGGGUCGAUGGUGAUGGGAAGGUUGCAACAAUGGCGACGAGUGGGCGUGCUCAUGACAUGGCGCAGGGGUUGUCUGACGGCGAGAAGAAGGCGAUGCUGGUGUGUAGGGUGGUUGCGGGGAGGGUCAAGAAGACCGGCGACAGGAAAUCUUCAGAGGACUCUGACUGUGAUUCUGUCAGCCCCAGCUCAGAGGGGGUCUGCUCAGAUUUGGAAGAGCUCUUCCUGUUCAAUCCUAGAGCUAUACUGCCCUGCUUCGUAGUCAUAUACAGUGGCUAUUAGGUUAUCGCCAAUAGCGCAACUUAGUUAAAUUUAGCUAGUGUUACUUUUGCUCUAUGUUCAACCUGUUGUUGCUUCCUUUGUUCUUUCAUGCUCAUCAGCUAGCUCAUAAAAAGCAUAAUGUUCGGUUGCAAAUCUUUCCAAGUUCCU
Panicum hallii is the source of this 1590-nucleotide messenger RNA. RefSeq lists its product as uncharacterized. The coding region runs from base 136 to 1443 and encodes 435 amino acids. The record is from RefSeq and is a predicted model, not a curated record. The transcript has 3 exons. NCBI's taxonomy places the organism in Eukaryota, Viridiplantae, Streptophyta, Magnoliopsida, Poales, Poaceae.